Messenger RNA from Prorocentrum cordatum, 897 nucleotides. Lineage: Eukaryota; Dinophyceae; Prorocentrales; Prorocentraceae. The record is from the annotation of a GenBank genome assembly.
CACCCAUUUUUACCGCUCGUUGGCCUGGCGGGCGAGGCUCUGGCACUUGCUCGGCCCCGAUCAGAAAGCUGCAACUGGCAGAAAGCGCCGCGCGCGAUAGAAUCCGCGGGCCGCUCUGUAGAUUACAUGAAGACUCUGGCGCUGCGACCCUGCAUGUAUGGCCCCCAACACUACUGUUUUGAGCAGCGCGGCCCCGCGCCUUCGAACCUCAAUCAAUGAGGCGCAGCGCAACGGGCCCGGGAUGGCCGCGGCAAUGAUGGCUGCCAUGCGACACAUUCGCAACGCGCGUCCUGAUCAACCCGCGACUUGUCAUUGGAAUAACAACUUCUCAACAGGCGCGAGGGCGUCUCGCCCCCUGCCGAGAGAGAUCCCCGGGGAACUCUGCGGAGCCAGGCGCGCCCGCGGCGUCGCUUUUGGCGCCCAGGCCAGCGGCAGCUCGGCCGCGUGGCCCUCGACGCCGCCCGCGCGGGGGCUGGGCCCGGGCCGCUUCGAGCCGCGGGCGGACCGCGGGCGGCAGUCGAAGGUAUGGAGGCCUCUCAGAUGGGGCACGGGGAGGGUGCAGGCAUCCCGCGCAGUGAGGACGGUGCCAAUGAGCUCGCCGCCGAACUAAAACGAUGCCAUCUACACAGGAGGAGGAGGAGGAGGAGGAGGAGGAGGGGAGGGCACGGGAGGGAAGAUCGCGGCCUCGGAGCCGGUCUCUCACCGUCGCUGUCGAGCGCGCGCACAAAAAUGUAGACAAAUCAAUGCACGUCAAAGGCCUUGAAACUGAGCGGCCGCAUUGAAAAGGGGCCGGCCACACGGCCAGCGCCAAGCUCCAAAGAGUUCAUGCCUGAGGGCAUGGCAGGGCCCCGGAUAAUGCUAGCAAGCGAUGAAGAACAAGUCGGGCAGGGACCGAUG